UGUAAAAUCGUUUUUUUUUUUUUCCUGUCCAUUUUCUCUCAUUCACGAACUCCGUAUAGCUCGCGGCGCCGCUGUACAAGCUAGCCAUAGAAGGAAGAAACGGCCACCAAUUCACUCCAUUCCUUCGCCUUUUUUCGAUUUCUUCUUCGUUUCUUUGAUUUUGCAUUUCCCAAUCACACAUUCAAAGGGCAUAAGACUUUAAACUAAUGGCAUCCAAGUUGACACAGUUACAAUCCAAGGCCACUCAAGCAUCACAAUUUGUGUUAAAGCAUGGGUGUUCUUAUUACAAGCAAUUAUUGGAGCAAAACAAACAAUUUAUUCAGGAGCCACCUACAGUGGAGAAAUGCAAUCAGCUUUCUAAGCAAUUAUUUUACACUCGUCUUGCAAGUAUUCCAGGUAGAUAUGAGUCAUUCCAUAAGGAACUUGAUUACGUAAAACAACUAUGGAAGAACAGACAAGAACUGAAGGUUGAAGAUGCAGGAAUUGCUGCUCUAUUUGGUCUGGAGUGCUUUGCAUGGUUUUGUGCUGGUGAAAUUGUGGGAAGGGGUUUUACUUUCACCGGAUACUAUGUCUGAGGUUUUUCACUUUGGGAAAACAUGGCUUUAGUUCAUCCUUAAGCUUCGCUUUCCUGCAUCGUUAUCGUUUGUACCAUUCGAAUGACUUGAAUUCUGCAUGAAAUUUUGUUGUUUUCCUGGAAACAAUUUUUGGAAGCUUAGUGUUUGGUGAGGAAAUCAGUUUACUUACUAAUAAUCCAUGUAUCCAAAGUAACUUGGAUGGAGAAUUAUGCUGUUGCUUUCUUUAAUUUCCUGCAGAGUUUCUAUCUUGAAUCAUGAUAUAAAUUUCAAUUGAGUUCAUAUCA
Molecule: messenger RNA, 859 nt
Organism: Benincasa hispida (wax gourd)
Lineage: Eukaryota; Viridiplantae; Streptophyta; Magnoliopsida; Cucurbitales; Cucurbitaceae
Biological process (GO): proton motive force-driven ATP synthesis
Molecular function (GO): proton transmembrane transporter activity
Source: RefSeq, a predicted model, not a curated record